This is a messenger RNA of Varanus komodoensis (Komodo dragon), 963 nucleotides long. It is a transcript of the gene OCIAD1, whose product is annotated as OCIA domain containing 1. Gene Ontology annotation, cellular component: endosome. Lineage: Eukaryota; Metazoa; Chordata; Lepidosauria; Squamata; Varanidae. The record is from RefSeq and is a predicted model, not a curated record. The coding region runs from base 90 to 836 and encodes 248 amino acids. The transcript is spliced from 9 exons.
CCUCGGGAGCCCUGAGAAGACACAGGGACCGCCCAGCUGCUAACGUUGAUGCAAAAGAACAGAGGUGCCAUAUAUCUUGCCUUUUGCAUAUGCCUGAAGGACAAGGUUCACCCCUGAAAUGCAAUCCAAUAAAUGUGAACUUGGAAAGACAGAUAAAUGUGCCUUACGUAUUAACAGAAGAGGAAAAAAGAACCUUCAGAGAAUGUGGUAGAGAGAGCUUCUUGUACAGAUCCCUUCCUUUUUCUGCUGUUAGCAUGAUGGUCACUCAGAUGUUAAUUCAGAAAGGAGUUCUUACAACUCAUACAAGGUUCGGCUCAUUACCAAAAGUUGCAUUUGCUGGCUUCAUAGGGUACAUCGGAGGAAAGUUUUCCUAUGUGAGUAAAUGCCAGGAGAAGUUUAAGCAGCUAGAGAAUUCACCACUGGGAGAAAUGCUGAGAAAAGGUAGAACAGUUCCACAUGAAUAUAACUCCCAGCAAUCAGGAUUUUCAAAGGUGCCAUCACCUUCAGAAAGUGCUCCAGCAUCAGUAGCAGAACCAUCAUGGUCUUCCAAUUACCCUGCUGAUAAUUAUGAAAUGGCAGACUUGAACUCCAAAUAUGAACCAGUCCCAUUUAGUUCUUCUAUGAAUGAAUCUAGUCCUACUGGAAUAACAGAUAGUGUGCCUCAAGAAUCUGAACCAUCUUCUGAAGAAGUUCCAAAAAAGAGAGGAAUCACAUAUGAAGAACUCAGGCGCAGAAAUAGAGAGAUGUAUGAGGCAGGAAUAAUGCAAAAGUCAGGCCUUCCAUCAAAGUCAUCUCAAGGAAAAGUCAACAAGUAUGGAGAUGCUUGGGAAGAGUGAAAGAUCGUUAUCUUCUGAAGACCUCUCUUCAAUCAAAUAAGUUAUAUAAGUGUUGGUCAGCUAUCUGAAUGUUCAGCUGUACUCUGUGGAAUACACAUGUAUUGCAAUAAAAGCAUUUAAGCCUUCA